Messenger RNA from Panicum virgatum (switchgrass), 3941 nucleotides. Its product is annotated as pumilio homolog 1-like. Gene Ontology annotation, cellular component: cytoplasm. The record is from RefSeq and is a predicted model, not a curated record. Gene Ontology annotation, biological process: post-transcriptional regulation of gene expression. The transcript has 10 exons. NCBI's taxonomy places the organism in Eukaryota, Viridiplantae, Streptophyta, Magnoliopsida, Poales, Poaceae. Bases 352 to 3444 code for a protein of 1030 amino acids. Gene Ontology annotation, molecular function: mRNA binding.
GCCUCCGCUCGCCUCCUUUCCCAUUCGUCUCGUCCUGAGCUGCGCCUCUCUCCUCUCUCCGGCGCAGCAGCCGCCUUCCUCAAAUUCCCCAAUCCCCAAACCCUAAAUAAAUCCCCUCCCGUCAGGGCAAUCGCCUCCCGAAAUCCACGGCUGAAUCCAGCAGUCUUCUUUCGCGGGGGGCGCGAGGCGGUGGCCCGUUGGAUGGGGCGGCGGCCGGCGCUUUCGGUUCCGUAGUGGAUUGAAGGCGCUUCCGGGGGUCCACCGCCUGCCUCUUUGAUGCUGCUGCCGCGGCCCUUCUAGAGGCUUUCACUGAAGGAAGCAGAAGGCACAACAAAGGCAGGCGCUGUGGCGAUGGCUCCGUCUCCAGCUGCAGCUGCUGGCCCCACCUUCGAAGACCUUGAACGUGACUUGCAGGCAGUUCUGAUGGACCAGAACCAUACAUCAUCUGCCGAUGACCUCAGCAUAUUCCGCAGUGGCAGCGCUCCCCCCACUGUCGAGGGCUCUCGCACCGCCAUUGGUGCGCUCUUCUCUGGUCCACCACUUCAUGUCAACAAUCUUGGUGGCGGCAGUAGUAGCGGUACUGGUGUUGACAUGCUCACUGAGGAAGAGAUACGUUCACACCCAGCAUAUCUGUCGUACUACUAUUCUAAUGAGCACCUCAACCCAAGGCUUCCACCACCAGUGGUGUCUAAAGAGGACUGGCGUGCGGCACAGCGGUUCCAGGUUGUGUCUGGAGGUAUUGGGGAUAGAAGGAGGCGGCCCUCAGAGGUUGGGGGUGGAAACUCGCUGUUCUCAGUGCAGCCAGGGGCACGUGAGGGUGGUGGAGAGAAGGUGUUGCUGAAUGAUAGAAUUGGUAGAGGUGAAAGGAAUGGGCUUGCACGACAGCAGUCAUCGGAGUGGCUCGGGAGGGGCGCCGAUGGGCUCAUUGGCUUGUCAGAUGUCAAUGGCCUUGGGUCUCGGCGCAAGAGCUUUGCUGAUGCAUUGCAGGAAAAUAUUAGCCGUCCUGCUGCUAUGGCUGGUCAUCUUUCACGGUCCAAUAGCCGCAAUGCUCUUGAGAGCCCAAAUCCAAUCAGGUCAUCUGAUUCACCUAAACCACAACUGCAGAACAGAUCAGAGUCCAUGAAUGGCCUGCGAUCUGGAUCCACUUCACCCAGUUUGGUCAGGGUCCAAAGUCUUGGUUCGUCAAUGUCUCAUACCUUUGCUUCUGCAGUAGGCUCCUCUGUCUCAAGAAGCACCACCCCAGACCCCCAGCUGAUCCGGAGAACUCCUAGCCCCUGCCUUCCUCCAGUUGGAGUUCGAAUGGGGAGUUCUGAUAAAAAGGUUGAAGCUAUAGCAGCUGCUUCAGUUAAUCAUGAUGGUGCUGACAUUGCGGCAACUCUGUCUAGCUUAAGCCUCUCUGGAAAUAAGAUGUCAAAUGUGGAAACUGAAGCUCAGAAUCAUGUUUACCAGAACUUUGGUGAUCAGACAGAUGUACUGUUCAAUGUACCGAAGGAACAUAUGCAAUUUUCACAGCAAAAUUUAGCUCAGAGUACUGAUGAAGACUCGUUUAAUGCCCCUGAAUAUGCAGUUUUUCCAAAUGGGGGGAGUAACUUCAGUAAUUUGCAUGUUAGUAAGCUGGCGUCUCAUAGCAAUAGCAAGUUCUCUAUGCAAUCACCACACGGUAAUGCCAACAAGAAAGGAUCUUUGGUGAGCUCAGCUGGAUCAAUUUCUCACUACCAGAACCUGAAUGGUGAUAACCCUGGCAUUGAUGUAUCUGGACGGCAUAUGAAGACUCAUGCAGGCAGUUUUAAUUCGUCCAUGCUAAACAGUCAACUGACUCCUGGUACACUUAAUCCCUUUCCCCAUCUCUUCCUCUAUGCAUGUCUGUCUGUCUUUCAUUCACUCACCUUUUGGACUGUGUUUUCAUGUCCAGAUGCGGACUAUGGCAACAUUCUUUCGAACCAUGGGGGAUCCAGUUUUCAGGGCCAACCGACGGAGACAAUGUAUGCACAAUAUUUGCAGGCAAACCCUGACUCCCCCCUUGGUGCAACUGCAAGCAUGAGUCCUUUCCAAGGGAGGGGUUUUACUAGCACAGGUCACCUGGAUAGUCCUGGAUACCAAAAAGCAUACCUUGGGUCAUUAUUUGCCCAGCAAAAGCUUCAGUAUGGAAUGCCAUACCUUACCAAAUCUGGUGGUCUUAAUCCAAAUAUUUAUGGCAAUGAUCCUGCAUUUGGCAUGGGAAUGACUUAUCUAACAAGUCCUCCAUCUAGUCCGUAUAUCUCGUCUCAUCAAGGCCAUGCCAGGCAAGGAGAGCGACUAACCCGAAUUCCAUCUGUGGUGAGGAACACUGCUGGAGGAUCCAUGGGAUCAUGGAAUUCAGAAAAUGGUCUGAUAGAUAAUGGUUACGGGUCCUCCCUGCUGGAGGAAUUCAAAACCAACAAAACCAGAUCUUUUGAGCUGUUAGAUAUUGUAGGCCAUGUGGUCGAAUUCAGUUCUGAUCAGUAUGGGAGUCGCUUUAUACAGCAGAAACUGGAAACUGCUUCUAUUGAAGAGAAGAACCUGAUUUUCCCUGUGAUCCUUCCCCAGGCACGUACUUUGAUGACUGAUGUUUUCGGAAAUUAUGUUAUACAGAAGUUCUUUGAAUAUGGAACUGAAACACAAACGAAGCAACUGGCAAGCCUACUCAAGGGCUAUGUGUUACAGCUGAGUCUUCAAAUGUAUGGCUGCCGAGUGAUUCAGAAGGCUUUGGAAGUUGUUGAAGUGGAACAACAAACACAAAUGGCUCUGGAGCUUGAUGGAUCUAUCAUGAGAUGUGUUCGUGAUCAGAAUGGCAACCAUGUUAUCCAAAAAUGUAUAGAAUGCAUCCCUCAGGAGAGGAUACGCUUUAUUAUUUCAGCCUUCUAUGGACAUGUGGUGGAGCUUUCCAUGCAUCCCUAUGGUUGCCGUGUUAUUCAGAGAGUCUUGGAGCACUGUGAUGAUGAAAGCACACAAAAUGCCAUGAUGGAAGAGGUUAUGCAGUCUGUGGUUACUUUAACUGAGGACCAGUAUGGCAAUUAUGUAAUCCAGCAUGUUCUGCAGCAUGGGAAACCAGAAGAGCGUUCUACUAUAAUUACACAACUUGCUGGUCAGAUAGUGAAGAUGAGCCAGCAGAAGUUUGCUUCCAAUGUUGUUGAGAAAUGUCUUACUUUUGGUACUCCUGAGCAACGCCAGAUUCUGAUCAAUGAGAUGCUUGGCACAACUGAUGAAAAUGUGCCAUUACAGGCAAUGAUGAAAGAUCAGUUUGGAAACUAUGUGGUGCAGAAGGUUCUAGAGAUCUGUGAUGACCAGAACCGUGAAUUGAUUCUUUCCCGUAUCAAGGUACACUUGAAUGCACUGAAAAGAUACACCUAUGGAAAACAUAUUGUUGCGCGUGUUGAGAAGCUCAUUGCUGCAGGAGAACGGCGUGUUGGCGCUCCAUCUUGCUGAGAUGGCAAUGGUUAGUUGACAGAAUAACACCUGUACAGACAGACAGACAGACAGACAGAUAGCGAGGCCUAGCUUUUUACCAUUACCCCAGUAGUCAGUCAUGUUGAGUGAGUACAACCGGAGAAGUUAAAAAAGGCUCCAAAAGCCUUUGCUGUAAAUAAAGGAGAGCCUCUGGAAAUAAAUAAGAAAUCAGAAGAAGAGAUUUUGCUUGUCCUUGAGAAAUCAAGCUGUAUAUUUGUAUGGUUUAUUUUCCCCUAUUGAAGCAGCAGGAUAAAGAAGUGCAAAAUACUGUUGAAGAAGCAAAGCAAUUACCAGAAAGAAAAAGGUUUAGGAUGAUAGAUGAUGGGAAUCAAGGACAGCUGUAGAAUAUCCUUUUUUUCCUUGGAUUUGACCUGUCAGUGUAUAAGUUCAUGGUGAUGUUUAAAUCUCUGUAAAGCCUGCCUUUAAUUUACUGACAUUUUGCUGAAAUCAAAUGCAUGUUUCUCUGUCAAAUGCCA